This is a messenger RNA of Physella acuta, 4283 nucleotides long. Its product is annotated as fibroleukin. The record is from RefSeq and is a predicted model, not a curated record. NCBI's taxonomy places the organism in Eukaryota, Metazoa, Mollusca, Gastropoda, Physidae.
CUCAGAGUGAAUUGCUUAUGUAACUGUUAAGAGCUCCAGAAUGUCGGUCGUUUUUGUGAUUUCAAUUUUAGUUGUAAACGUCAUGCUUAUGCACGGUCUAGAGCUUUACAGUCUACGAGACGCAAAUGAUAAAGGCGAGAAAACUCUGUGUGACCAGCUUCACUGUGUGGAAGACGCAACGAGUGAAAGUGAAAUAUCAUCUCUCGUCAACAUGUCAGUCUAUAGGAUAGAUGGAGACGUGAAGUUACUAUUGGCCAGUAUUUUAGCCUCAGAUUCAAGGGUUCGAGAUUACAAUGUGGAUGGGGUAGAAGUUGAUGGUAAAAUAUCAACCAAGACAGUGGAGAUGACAGUGUCGGUAACACAAGAGACUGGAUGUCAGGAUGGUGUCUGGGCUUGUGAUGUUCAUUACAUCGAUCGCACAGGUCACAUAGGGAAGAGAGAAAAUAAAACAAGUUCGGGGUUAAGAAGGCCUAAAAAUGUGUUUUCGGACUUAAACAGAAAAACGCAAGGACAGUCUGAAAUUUUGCUGUCUUUUAAAGAUUUUAAUCAAAUUAAAGAUAUCGAUAUAAAUAUGAAGUUAAAAUUUUCCAAUUUUAACAAUAACAAUAAUUAUCAAUUUGAUAAAAGUUCAUUUAAUCAAGAAAAACAAAACGCUGAACGUUUAACUGUAAACAAUAAAGAAGCAAUAGGAAAACAUGGUGAAAAAAACAAAUCAACGAAACAACUGACAAAACAAAAGAAGCAGAUAAUCUAUGAAGAUAUUACUACUAAAUUUAAUCAAAGUGAACGUUUAGAAAACAAUGUUAACGAUCUACUGAGAACUGUUAGUUUGCAGGAAGAAAAGAUAAAUAACUUUUCACUUUUAUUAUCGGCAUUGAACGAGUCAAACAAAAAUCAACAGGAGCGCAUGGAGAAAAUGGAACAAGAAUUCACUGAAGAACUGAAUCAACUCAAAGAUGGGAUUAACUUAUUUGUAAACGCAAAUAACACAAAUGAUAUUGCAAAUCAAAACAUAGCCCUGCAUAAGUUGCCACAGAUUUUAUCUACAUUAAAAGUAUCCAGUGCAAAUGUAAACAAGAGUCUGGAUAAUUUAGCUCUAAUUGUUAACAUAAUAGGUAAAUAUAAAGACAGAUCAGAACUAAUACAAAAUAUUUUGACAAAUACGAACAAUGACUAUAGUGAAGAUGAAAUACUCAAGAAGGUGAUAAAUCUGGCAUGUUCAAAAAACACAAAACAGUGCUCUAACCCCCAUGAGAUCCCUACUACAGACAAUAAAAAACUGCUUUGCGACUCGGUUACGGAUGGCGGUGGUUGGAUCGUAAUACAGAGACGUAUUGGACACAGAGAAUAUAAUUAUCAGAGAAUGGUUAAUCAACAUACGUGGGGCAUCUACAAGUCUGGAUUUGGUCAUAAUUCAGGUGAUCUUUGGCUUGGAAAUGAUUGGAUCGCAAGACUUACUUCAAUGGGUUAUACGGACUUAAGGAUUGAGUUGAAAUAUAAGAAAAAGCACUACUACGCUACAUACAGCAACUUCACUGUUGGCAAUGAAUCAAUGAAAUACAAGAUGAGCUACUCGUCAUACAACGGGAACGUUUCGGACGGUCUGAAGGAUCACAAUGGGAUGAACUUCUCAACAUACGACCAGGACAAUGACCAAUGGCCCCACGGCAGCUGUGCUAAAAGUCACACAGGUGGUUGGUGGUUUAACAAAUGUCUGACGUCCAACCUAAACGGUAUCUGGGGCAGUUUGGAAUUCGGCAAGGGAGUGAACUGGGAAAACCUGACAGGAUGGCGGGACUCACUGGAGUUCACGGAGAUGAAGCUUCGUUUGCCUGGAUAAUAAUUCGUAGAUAACUUUAUACUAUGUUUUGUCAGUAAACUAUGUAAUACUUAGUUAUUAAAUUGUGUAAUAAAAUUGUAAAAAUAUUUAUCAAGAGUAUUACGAAGAACUUCGAUAUCAUUAGAGAUAAAUAUUUUUUUUUAAUAGCUUUAGGAAGUCUUCGUUUAUAAGAUAAGGCUCUUAAUUUUAAAUUAAAUCUUUAGUAAAUUGUAUUGCAAAAUAUAAAAGCAGCAACAGAAAGCUUAUUAAAGCGUAUACAAUGUAAAAUUUAUUUUAUACUGAUCAAACAAAGUUUGUUAUUGCUUGGAUCUCGUGUUCCAUAUUAGUAGGAUACUCAGCUUUUAAAACAGAUAUAGUCCAGUUGCUUUUUUAUGUAAAUGUUAAACUAUUAUAAUUGAUUAUUUAUUUAAUCGAAAAUAUACUCAAUAAAUUAAAAUGAUUUUUGUUAAAUAGUAUUUUAAAUGGUUCAUAUUGUAUGCUGAUCUAUUCAGGGUACUGUUUUCGAAAUAAUUUGGGAAAAUUACAACUUUAGAAAAUUCAACUUGAAAGUUAGAGUCGUAGUCGUCAGAUGGAAAUGGCAGUUUUAAUUUUUUAUUCAAUGAUUUGUAAAACACAGAGUUUGUCGUUUUAAAUCAUUUGUAAGAUCAUCUUUAACAGGUUUGGCUUUUAUCUUAACGAUAACAUUAACAAAGUAUAUAGUAUAAUAUUAAAGGUAAGGAAUUAAGUAAGGGGGCUAACUGCGGUAAUACACAGGAGUUACACCGUGCUGAAACACUGCGCUGAGUUGAUUGUCUCUCUUGCCUUUAAAAAGUUUAUUGUAUUUUUUCAAACAAUUUAAGUUAUUGCAAUUAAAUAGCAGAAUUAAUACGAUUUAGAAGAAUAAAAAAGAAAUAAAAAGGAUAAAAAGAAACCAUGUUUUUUGUUUCAAUAGCUUUUAUAACAGAAUUGAAACAUUGAGUAUUAUAAAUGAUUAGAACUUAAUUUUAACACCUAGAAAAAUGUUUGUUUCAUUUCUAUUCAGCAACUUUCCAGUGUAGAAAAAAAAUGUAAUGGGGUAGCAACUCUGAUGGGUACCUAACUCACGUUAAGGAAACUAAAGGCGCCUGCGCAUAGUGAUGACCAAACUAUCUCUUCAGUGGUCACAUAACAAGUGAACUCUACUUCACUAGCCCCAUAGACCGUCAUAGACCGUCAGGUUUAAAAGGGAAACUAUACUUUUUUAAAAUAGGGGGUAUGCUACAGAUACAAAAAUAAACAUUUUUCAAUACUAGAGAGCAAACAGUUUUUUUCUCUACAGCUUUUUUAAAGUACAUCCGCACAUGCGCUUCCAUUUUUUAAACAUUGUGGAAAAAAUAUGGGUAACUAUGACAACGGUGGUCAUCUUGAAAACAAACCUAUUAGUAGGAUCUCCACCAUUCAAACUAAAGUAUUAUACUUUAAGCCCAUUAAACAAUGAUUCAUAGUAUUUUACCAUAUGUUGGGGUAGGCUUACUCAUCUAGUAAUGUUAAUUGCAGGUCUUGAAAAUAAUUUAUUAUGAAUUUUUAAAGUGGGGUCCGUUAAAAAUAUUAAAUUUAAAGCCCCAUAAUUACCUUACCACAAUUUUUUUACCGGCACUUUCCCCAUUAAAAGAAUGUAUUUUAAGGCGGAAUAAAAGUUUAUAGUAAAUAUACCAAUUUGUUUAUUUAUAUUUUAUAAUGUAUACCCGCUUGACGUUUCAGUGUUUAAUUAGUAAAUGUUAAUACCAAUAAAGAGCAGUUUUUCUCAGUAUGGAGACUUUUGUCUACCACUUAAUAAAAUACAAAUAAAAAUCACGAACAUAGAGAUUUGACAUAGAUCUAUUACAGGUUUAUUGUAAAUGAUUCCAUCUACAUGUUUAAUACAUUUAUUUAUCUAUAUUUGUUUGUAAACAAAUUUGGAUUCUACGGCCUUCAAUCAAUUUAAGAAUGUUUGGAUGUCAAGUGUGUUCGUGUGUGGUACUAGAUUUAGGUAUUUUAUUUGAUUUAGCACCUCAUCACAUUGAUUUGAAUUAAGCGAGUAGGCUCCGGAAAAAACGGGACAUUUUUUUUUAAUUAAUAACAGAAAAAUUGCUAAAAAUAUUUUUUUCCUUCAAAUUUUCAAUAAUGUUUAUGGUUAAAAACCACUAAAUUUAGCAUUAAUUCCAAUGAAAUUUCGCCAUACCAAAUUUGAAAAUUCAAAAAAAAAAUAUUACAAGAGUGUUUUCUGUUACAAAAACUAGCCAGCUGACUCUAUUAGUGUUGGUACAAGAAGGAUCAGUGGUUAUACUGCCGAUAUAAUAUGUUACUUUAUGAAAUUUUAGAACUCCAUAAAAGAUUGUUUCUUUUUCAAGAUGGCCGUCUUUGCCAUGGCAACCAUAUUUUCAAAAAAUGUCCCUGAUGCUUGCAAAUAUUUUCCUUAAAGUACCCUAACUUAUAUACACACAAA